Molecule: messenger RNA, 970 nt
Organism: Phodopus roborovskii (desert hamster)
Lineage: Eukaryota; Metazoa; Chordata; Mammalia; Rodentia; Cricetidae
Gene: Pou1f1
Product: POU class 1 homeobox 1
Exons: 6
Coding region: 45-920 (291 amino acids)
Biological process (GO): regulation of transcription by RNA polymerase II
Molecular function (GO): DNA-binding transcription factor activity, RNA polymerase II-specific; RNA polymerase II cis-regulatory region sequence-specific DNA binding
Source: RefSeq, a predicted model, not a curated record
GAUCUGGCAAGCAGCGGGUCUUACUUUUCCACUCUCUUGUGGGAAUGAGUUGCCAAUCUUUCACUUCGGCUGAUACGUUUAUACCUCUGAAUUCUGAUGCUCCUGCAAGUCUGCCUCUGAUCAUGCAUCACAGUGCUGCUGAGUGCCUCCCAGUCUCCAACCAUGCCACCAACGUGAUGUCUACAGCGACGGGACUUCAUUAUUCUGUGCCUUCUUGUCAUUAUGGAAACCAGCCAUCCACCUACGGAGUGAUGGCAGGCAGUUUAACCCCUUGUCUUUACAAGUUUCCAGAUCACACCCUGAGUCAUGGGUUUCCUCCCCUGCACCAGCCUCUCCUGGCUGAGGACCCCACAACCUCUGAAUUCAAGCAGGAACUCAGGCGGAAAAGUAAAUUGGUUGAAGAGCCAAUAGAUAUGGAUUCCCCAGAAAUCCGAGAACUUGAGCAAUUUGCCAAUGAAUUUAAAGUGAGAAGAAUUAAGUUAGGAUACACCCAGACAAACGUGGGUGAAGCUCUGGCCGCUGUGCAUGGCUCGGAAUUCAGCCAAACAACUAUCUGCCGAUUUGAAAACUUGCAGCUUAGUUUCAAAAAUGCAUGUAAACUAAAAGCAAUAUUAUCCAAGUGGCUGGAGGAAGCUGAGCAAGUCGGAGCUUUGUACAAUGAAAAAGUGGGAGCGAAUGAGAGGAAAAGGAAACGGAGAACAACUAUCAGUAUUGCAGCUAAGGAUGCGCUGGAGAGGCAUUUUGGACAGCAGAGCAAGCCUUCCUCUCAGGAGAUCAUGCGGAUGGCUGAAGAACUGAAUCUCGAGAAAGAAGUAGUAAGAGUCUGGUUUUGCAACCGAAGGCAGCGAGAAAAACGAGUGAAAACCAGUCUGAACCAAAGCCUGUUCUCGAUUUCGAAGGAGCACCUCGAGUGCCGAUAAGACUUGAGUGUGGUAGCUGUUUGUGUAGCCACUUCCCACUCCUUCCAGUU